Molecule: messenger RNA, 973 nt
Organism: Thunnus maccoyii (southern bluefin tuna)
Lineage: Eukaryota; Metazoa; Chordata; Actinopteri; Scombriformes; Scombridae
Gene: sec22bb
Product: SEC22 homolog B, vesicle trafficking protein b
Exons: 5
Coding region: 168-815 (215 amino acids)
Biological process (GO): vesicle fusion with Golgi apparatus; endoplasmic reticulum to Golgi vesicle-mediated transport; retrograde vesicle-mediated transport, Golgi to endoplasmic reticulum
Cellular component (GO): Golgi membrane; SNARE complex; endoplasmic reticulum-Golgi intermediate compartment
Molecular function (GO): SNAP receptor activity
Source: RefSeq, a predicted model, not a curated record
GGAAGGAUUACGCUGUAACACACAAAGCUGUAUCGUUUCCGGCCAGCUCAGCGCGUCAGCCCCGUCAGUCCUGUGGUGUUGUCAGUUUACAGCCUCUCAAACACUGGUACCAGUUAGCAGCAGGGUUACUCUUAGUGGUGCAGAGGUGAGAGCGGAACAGCGCGGACAUGGUGCUGCUGACGAUGAUCGCUCGGCUGGCGGACGGACUGCCGCUGGCCGCGUCGAUGCAGGAGGACGAGCAGUUGGGUCGUGACCUGCAGCAGUAUCAGAGUCAAGCUAAGCAGCUCUUCAGGAAACUCAAUGACCAGAGUCCCACGCGCUGCACUUUAGAGGCGGGGUCCAUGGCAUUUCACUAUGUUAUAGAGAAAGGAGUCUGCUACCUUGUGCUGUGUGAAGCCAGCUUCCCUAAGAAGCUGGCCUUUGCCUACCUAGAAGACUUGCAGGCAGAGUUUCACGAGCAGCACGGAAAGAAGGUCCCCACAGUAUCCCGGCCUUACUCCUUCAUCGAAUUUGACACCUACAUCCAAAAAACCAAGAAAUCAUACAUUGACAGCCGAGCGAGGAGGAAUCUGGGCAGCAUCAACACAGAGCUCCAGGAUGUACAGAGGAUCAUGGUGGCUAACAUAGAAGAGGUGCUGCAGAGAGGAGAGGCUCUCUCUGCGCUCGACUCCAAGGCCAGCAACUUGUCCAGCCUGUCAAAGAAGUACAGGAGCGAUGCCAAGUAUCUGAAUACUCGUUCCACCUAUGCCAAGCUGGCAGCCGGUGGUGUCUUUUUCAUCAUGCUCAUUGUCUACGUGCGCUUCUGGUGGCUCUGAGAAGGGAAAGAAAAGAACAGGAAGGAGGUAUUAAAGUGGAAAACGAGCUGCACCGAGUGUGCAGAUGCUAAAAACAGGAUCCCUGACCUUAAUAAGACUUUACAGACAUACCACCGCCCAUGUUGUUGUGUGAUCUGAAUAUAAAUGAUGUCAUAAUA